Molecule: messenger RNA, 6546 nt
Organism: Passer montanus (Eurasian tree sparrow)
Lineage: Eukaryota; Metazoa; Chordata; Aves; Passeriformes; Passeridae
Gene: NES
Product: nestin
Exons: 6
Coding region: 534-6098 (1854 amino acids)
Biological process (GO): positive regulation of intermediate filament depolymerization
Cellular component (GO): intermediate filament
Molecular function (GO): CCR5 chemokine receptor binding; intermediate filament binding
Source: RefSeq, a predicted model, not a curated record
UGGACACAGCUGGACACAGCUGGACGCAGCGCCCCGGGGACCACGGGCUGAGCUGCUCUCCCUCCGCAGAGGGAUUCCCGCACGGAUGGAUCCAGGGACCUGCCAAGAGGUGUCCUCUGUGCAGCCAUCACCUCGCCACGGCUGUGUCACCCCCGGCGGGCUCCUCUGGGGCUCCUUGCCGCAGAUUUUGGGGCAGCACGGGGCUCACAAGCCACCGCCGAGGGAUGCUGCAGCCAGCACGGGCAUCUGCCAAGCGCCCUUGGACGCGUCCCAAGCUCCACGCCGAGCCCUCCAGCUCCCUGGCAUGGCCCUCAGGCUUUAGGGAGGACAUUCCCAGCCGAGCCACGCCAGGACAGGAUCCAAGCCCUCAUGUCACCCUCCCGAAGCGCGAAGGAGCACCUUGCUCUUCCUCAGGGCUGGGGAACCGGAGCUCAGCGUCGAGCCCACGUGGGCUGGAGCCGGCUCGGCUGUGCAAGGGUUAAAUCCGGCUGCUCGCCCGGGUCUCGGGGGCCUCCCACUCGGCAGCGCAGAGUAUGAAUAGCUGCGCUCCCCUCUGCUCCCAGGCACUCGCUUCCCUCCCCGCCUUCCGCUGUGUCUCGGCGUUCUCCCCGCAUCCUCCUGGCCCGGCAGCGCCCAUGCUGAGCACCGAGAGUUUCGCGGGGGCGAGAGCCCUGGGAGAGGAAUCGCUGCAGAUGUGGGACCUCAACAAGCGCCUGGAGGCGUACCUGGCCCGCGUGAAGUUCCUGGAGGAGGAGAACGAGGUGCUGCGAGCCGAAAUCCAGAGCACCAAGAGCAGCCCGGCCGGGGACUCGUGGAGGGCGAAGUACGAGGAGGAGCUGCGAGCCCUGCGGGAUGCGCUGGACCUCGCCUUCAGGGAGAAGUGCACGGCCGAGCUGGCCAGGGACAACCUCUACGAGGAGGUCCAGCAGGUGAGAAGCAGGUGCCAGAAGGAGCAGGCGGCCCGAGAAGAAGCUAAGAAGCAGCUGUCCUUGAGCAGGAAGGAGCUGGAGGAGGAGAGGAGAGCACAGAUCUGGCUGAAGGAAAGAGCCGUGCAGCUGGAGAAGGAGGUGGAAGCCUUGCUGGAGGUGCACGAGGAGGAGAAAGCGGGGCUGGACCAGGAGAUCGCCAGCUUCUCUCACAGCCUGGAGAGUUUCCGCUGCGCCCCGGUGGCUUUCCAGCCGGUGGAGGUGCAGGAUUACUCCAAGAGGCUCUCGGAGAUCUGGAAAGGGGCCGUGGAGACCUACAAGGCAGAGGUGGCGCAGCUGGAGGGUUCCCUGUGCCAGGCCAAGGAGAACCUGUGGAAGGCGGUGGAGGACAACCAGCAGAGCCAGCUGCAGCUGCAGCACCUGGAGAAGGAGCUGGCGGGGCUCAAGGCACGCAAGGAGAUGCUGGAGGAGAGCCUGGCCCGGCAGUGGCAGGAGCAGCGCGGGGAGGCAGAAAAGUUCCAGCUGGCGCUGGAGGCCCUGGAGCAGGAGCAGCAGAGCCUGCGGGUGCAGAUCGCCCGGGUGCUGGAGGACAGGCAGCAGCUCAUGCACCUCAAGAUGUCCCUGAGCCUGGAGGUGGCGACCUACAGGACGCUGCUGGAAGCAGAGAGCACCCGCCUGCAGAUGCCCGCAGGGGAAUUCAGGCUGGCCAAUGGUGUGCGAGAUGUCAAGCUGGAGGUGAGCAGCAGCAAAGCGCUGGCAGCGAGCCCCGAGGCCAGGCGGCUGCUGCUGCCCCGAGAGCCCCGGGCAGAGCUAAAAAAACCCCCGAGAGACCCCCCGACAGCCCAAAGCGCCAGGGAGCUCCAGAAAAUCACCUCAGCUCUGCAUGGCAGGGCUGGGGGGCUGGGAGCUACCACACCCAGAGCCCCCCAGGCUGGCAGAGCCGACCCUCCGCUCUCCCCGGAGCCCCCCAGCCCCUCCCCGCCGCAGAGGGAGAGCUCUGGGGGAGACGGCCCCGCCUGGCCGGGAGGAGAUGAGGCAGCGAUGAGCCCGGAGAUGGAGUGUGCCCUGUCCAGAGCCUCGGGGGACAUCGGCAGUGCCAGCCUGCAGCCCCUGGGAGCCGCCCACAGGCUGCAGUACCCGGCCCAGCUGGUCAGCGAGGCGCUGGAGGAUGCCCUCAAGGCGAUGGAAGGCGAUGCUCAGCCCGGAGAGGAGCCCACAGCCAGCUCCGAGUGGGAUAUCUGUGCCCCCAGCCCCGUUUUCCCCCCCGAGGUUUGUGGAGAGCGGCCUGGGGAGGAGCGAGAGCCCUCGGAGGGCUCUGAGGAUGGGGAGAACCCCGAGGAAGAGCAGAGGGCUGGGGAGGGGAUGCUCCAGGGGCUGGCUGCUGACAGCAGCGUCCUGCAGGGCACAGCCCCCUCCCCACAGGGCACGGCCGCUCCCCUGAGAGCCUCGGGGAGCCGGGAAGAGCUGGGAGCAUGGCAGGAGGAGGAGGAGGAAGAGGAGGAGGUACCUGCUGUGCUGAGCCCAGGGCAUCCAGAAAUGGAGGCCCAGGAGGGGGACGAGGAUCUCCCUGGACAGACAGAGAGCAGCUGGGAAAAGGCAGAGGAGGAGAGGGCAGAGAGCCCAAGCACAGAGCCAUCGCACCCCUCGGAGGAUGAGGAGGAGGAGAAGGGCGAUUUCCAGGAAGAAGGAACGGGUGUGCAACAAGAGGAGUGCCCACACAGAGAAGUGCAAGCUGCUGCUGGUGUCCUUGUGGAAAGCCACCCGGUGUUGCCCACAAAAGGUGACCUGGGAGAGGACUUUGCUGAUGCAGAGCAGGGAAGGUCUGAGCAGCAGGAAACGCCCGUGUGUGAGAUGGAUCCGGCUGCAGAGAAGGAAAGGGAGCAGGAGCUGUGCCCAGAGCAGGAGCCCUCGAGUGCCCGUGAGACCAUCCCAGCAGAGCAGGCUUCCACAGGAGAUGAAGAAGACGCUGUGGGACAGGAGGACACAGGCAGAGGGGAAAGUGCUGAGGGAGAAAAGGGAGAGGCCAGCAGGGAGGUGCUGGGAGGAGAGGACAACAUGGCAGGAGAGCACCUCACAGCAGGGGAGGACUCUGAGUCAGGAGAAGACCGUGAGGCAGGAGAAGAUCAUGAGACAGGAGAAGUCCAUGGGACAGAAAAAGGCUCCGAGUCAGAAAUCCAUGGGGCAGGAGAGGACCCUGGGCCAGGAGAAGGUCAUGGGGCAGGAGAAGACCACGGGGCAGGAGAAGACCAUGAGACAGGAGAAGUCCAUGGGGUAGAAAAAGACCACGGGGUAGGAGAAGGCUCUGAGGCAGGAGAAGAUCAUGGGGCAGGAGAAGAUCAUGAGACAGGAGAAGACCACGGGGCAGGAGAAGGCUCCCAGGCAGGAGAGACCCCUGGGCCAGGAGAGGCUGUGGCAGGUGACACCCCGCAGGGGCACAGCAGAACCCCAGAGGAGCUGCAGGAAAGCCAGGGGGAGGAACAGGAGGAGCUGCAGCCAGGAGAGGAGCCCUGGGCACAGGAGGGUGGUGGCAGUGGCCAAGAGCCCUCUCCAGAGGACUGGGAGGCGACAGCAGGGGACACUGAGGGAGCGUUGGGGCCAGAAGAGGCAGCCUGGGCAGACGACACCCCGAGCAGUGCAGCAAGGCUGGAAAGCGAGGAGAGAGGUGGCACAGGGCCAGCAGAGCUGGAGGAGGCCCAGGAAGAUGAUGAAGAAGAUGCCAAGAGCCAGGAGAUGAGCCAGCAGCAGGCGCUGCCAGAGGCUGAGCCAGCAGCUGAGCGGGCACGGCAGGAGCAGCUGGGCAGCGUGGCACAGCCUCAGGCAGCUCCUCCAGGUGCCCCUGGGCAAGGGGACGGGCAGGAGCUGGAGCAGGGUCCAGAGGAGCCACGGGAGGGGCAGGAUGAGGGGCUCAGCCCAGAGCUGGGGGAGCUGGAGAGCUCAGAGCUGGCACUGGAGCAGGAGCCAGGUGACAACAGCGAGUGGGCAUUAGAGGAGACCCCCAAAAACCCAGAGCUGGGGGAGCUGGAGAGCUCAGAGCUGGCACUGGAGCAGGAGCCAGGUGACAACAGUGAGUGGGCAUUAGAGGGGACCCCCAAAAACCCAGAGCUGGGAGAGCUGGAGGGCUCAGAGCUGGCACUGGAGCAGGAGCCAGGUGACAACAGUGAGUGGGCAUUAGAGGACACCCACAAAAACCCAGAGCUGGGAGAGCUGGAGAGCUCAGAGCUGGCACUGGGGCAGGAGCCAGGUGACAGCAGCGAGUGGGCAUUAGAGGACACCCCCAAAAACCCAGAACCCACACAGCUGGGAGAGCUGGAGGGCUCAGAGCUGGCACUGGAGCAGGUGCCAGGUGACAGGGACGAGUGGGCGUUGGAGGGAACCCCCGAAAACCCAGAGUUGGGAGAGCUGGAGGGCUCAGAGUUGGCACUGGGGCAGGUGCCAGGUGACAGCAGUGAGUGGGCACUGGAGGAGACCCCCAGAGACGCAGAGCCCACGGUGGGCUCGGGCAGGAGGGUGGAGCUGGAGGACACACUGCCCGACAGCACACCCCUGCACCUCUACCAAGGAGGGACCCCAAACCCUCCAGAGAGAGAGGAGAGCACGGAGCCAGCCCCUGGGUGUGACACAGCCCAGGAGGGUGAAAGGAGGGACAAGCCACCAACCCCCAGCGUGCCAGAGAGCCCUGGAGAGGAGGCAGGGGCAGAGGGGGCUGAGGAGGAGGAAGGAGCAGAGGGGGCUGAGGAGGAGGAGGAAGGUUAUUUCAUGGUCUCUGCUCCCAGCCAAGAGGUGUCCAACUCAGAGGAAGCUGAGAUCCCUGAGGACUUUGAAGAAAUUCAAGUGGAAGCAACUGAAGACAGCCAAGAUGAUUUGGGGGCUCCUGGAGAAGCGUCUCCAGUGCCAGAGGGCAAAGAGCACCUCGAGGUGCUUGCUGCAGAAGCAGAUGAGGAUAUGGAGGUGCCCACUGAAGAACCUGAGGUGCCAAAGGAUGAGGAGAGCACUGCUGAGCUGGAGGAAGGCCCAGGAGAAGAUCCCAGCUGUCUCAGGGUGGUGGAACCAUCAUCAGGAGGUUCUGAUGAGGAAGGGCCAGAAGAUCCCAGCUGUCCCGGGGUGACAGGACCAUCAUCAGGAGGUUCUGAUGAGGAAGGCCCAGAAGAUCCCAGCUGUCCCGGGGUGGUGGGACCAUCAUCAGGAGGUUCUGAAGAGCCAGCCCAGGGUGCCACGGGCGCUGCAGCGUGGCAGGGAGCAGAGCACCCAGAAGGUCUGGCUGCUGAGGCAGAUGAGGAGCUCCACAACACAACCGAGCUGCAGGGGGGUGCCAGUGGAGCAGGACCCCUCCCAGGCUGCUCGCUGGGGCUGGCAGGGCAGCAGGAGGAGGAGGAGGAAGAUGAGGAUGAGCCCAGCACAGCUCUCCAUGACACAACCAAGGGCACAGCAGAGCUCCAGGCCCAGGCAGUGCCUGGUGAGGCAGAACAACCUCUGCAAGAGCAGCCACCCACGGAGGAGGAGGAGGAAGCUCUGGGCAGUGGGAGCCUUCCUCCAGCCUGGAAUGAACCUCAGCUGGGCUCUGCCCCGGGGCAGGAAGCUUCUCCAGAGGUGAUUCCAGCCGUCCCUGACGCUGCUGCUCUCCCUGCACAGGUGCCAGUGGAUGUCAUGAAGGACUCGGGGAUUUUGGAAAUAGUUGAGCAGGCCCUGGAGUUCAGCCAGGAGCUGCUGGGGGGGAGGCUGGCAGAGGGUGGGCAGGGUCCCGGCAGGGCUGAGCUCUCCCGGGAUGCAGGGGAAGACUCCUCCCUCACCUCAUCCAGCGAGGAGGAGCCAACGGUGCAGGAGGUACCGGAGAUGGAGACGGAGGAGGUGGAGGGAGUGCUCCGGGCUGAGAACGGGCUGCACCGGGAGGCCAGCCUGGAAGAGCUGCCUGAAUUCACCGAGGAGAUGCUGAACGGCACCAGCAGCACAGCCCUGGCACAGGAGCUGCUCACAGAGCCCACAGAGCCCUCGGGGGUGAUGCCAACCCCUGGAGAUGGCACGGCCACCAAGCUGGGGGAUGGCACCCUGAGGGGCAAGCAGCUGAGCCCCGUGCCCCCUGCUCUGGGGGAGGAUGUCCUGUGCCCCACAGCCCAGCAGGCAGCAGCGUGUGGGCUGAGGGCUGAGCAGGAGCCCUGGUCCUCAGGGGACGAGUGACAGCAGCCAGGGGCAGCCCCUUCCUGCCAAAACCCUGUACCCCCCACCUUGUCCCACCCCCCUCUAAUGAUUCCUCAUCUCCCUGUGGUUUUUAACGUUUGUGUGGAUUUUUUGCACCCCUUUUCAGAGUGAAGAACCACCAAGUUCCGUUGCACCCCCACAGCCCACCCAAACUCUCGUGCUUGCUCUGGGACCCCUGUCCAUUCUGAGCUUCCUCUUGGGUGGGUGUAUUUAAUUUAAACUCUUGUGUUUCCCCAUUCCCUGCAAUCUUCCCCCUCCAACUCCCCCAGUAUUUGCCCCAGGACGUCCAGCUGGAGGGUAGGGACCCCCCAAAGUGCACCCUGGGACUCAGCAUUUUGGGGGACAUCAGCCCCAGGCUGACACUGGGGGCUGAGCCACGCUGGAUGUACCCACUGCCUCAUUAAUUUAAUAAAGCCUCAUCCUCCCA